Molecule: messenger RNA, 741 nt
Organism: Acanthisitta chloris (rifleman)
Lineage: Eukaryota; Metazoa; Chordata; Aves; Passeriformes; Acanthisittidae
Product: glutamate receptor ionotropic, delta-2-like
Exons: 2
Coding region: 23-658 (211 amino acids)
Source: RefSeq, a predicted model, not a curated record
GGAGCUGCAGCAGAACGGCGACAUGGAUGUACUGAAGCAUAAGUGGUGGCCGAAGAAUGGUCAGUGUGACCUUUACUCAUCUGUGGAUACCAAACAGAAAGGAGGUGCCCUGGACAUAAAAAGUUUUGCAGGUGUUUUCUGCAUCCUCGCUGCAGGGAUUGUCCUAUCCUGUUUCAUUGCAAUGUUGGAAACGUGGUGGAAUAAAAGGAAAGGCUCCCGGGUUCCAUCAAAAGAGGACGACAAGGAGAUAGACCUGGAGCACCUCCACAGGCGUGUGAACAGCCUCUGCACAGAUGACGACAGUCCCCAUAAACAGUUCUCCACCUCGUCAAUUGACUUGACCCCACUGGACAUUGACACUUUACCCACACGUCAAGCACUGGAACAAAUCAGUGACUUCAGAAACACUCACAUCACCACAACCACCUUCAUACCAGAACAGAUCCAGACUCUGAGCCGCACGCUGUCUGCUAAAGCUGCUUCAGGUUUCUCCUUCGGCAGUGUGCCCGAGCACCGAACUGGCCCUUUCAGGCACAGAGCACCCAAUGGGGGCUUUUUCAGGAGCCCCAUCAAAACAAUGUCAUCUAUCCCUUACCAACCAACUCCUACUCUGGGGCUGAAUAUUGGUAGUGACCCAGACCGAGGCACCUCCAUCUGAGCAUCAGAACAAGUUUCUUCACUGUUUCUUAUUUAGGACUCCCUUUGCAAGGAGCAGCUGUAAUAUUGUGGGACUAACAUGGA